Messenger RNA from Apus apus (common swift), 3830 nucleotides. RefSeq names its product ectonucleoside triphosphate diphosphohydrolase 2 (gene ENTPD2). The transcript has 9 exons. Lineage: Eukaryota; Metazoa; Chordata; Aves; Apodiformes; Apodidae. Bases 129 to 1619 code for a protein of 496 amino acids. Gene Ontology annotation, biological process: nucleoside diphosphate catabolic process. Gene Ontology annotation, molecular function: GDP phosphatase activity; UDP phosphatase activity. The record is from RefSeq and is a predicted model, not a curated record. Gene Ontology annotation, cellular component: plasma membrane.
GGCCGGGGCGGCGGUGACUCAGCCGGGAGAGGCGGGCGAGGAGGAGGAGGAGGCGGCGGGGCAGGAGGAGCAGCGGCAGCAGCUGCAGCCGCCGCGGAGCCGCUCACCUGCCCCGCUCGGCCCCCGCCAUGGCCCGCCGGAUCGCCGCCGUCCUCCUGCUCCUCGCCCUCGGCUGCCUCCUGGGCAUCCUCCUGCUCUGCCUCGGCUCCGGGGACACGCGGGGCCCGCCGGGCUUCAAGUAUGGCAUCGUGCUGGACGCCGGGUCCUCCCACACAGCCAUGUUCAUCUACAAGUGGCCGGCAGACAAGGAGAAUGACACCGGGGUGGUCAGCGAGCACAGCAUGUGUGAUGUGGAGGGUCCUGGCAUCUCCAGCUACAGCUCCAACCCACCAGCUGCUGGUGCAAGCUUGAAGCACUGCCUGAACCAGGCCCUGAGAGAUGUGCCCAAGGAGAAGCAGGUGGGCACCCCGCUCUACCUGGGUGCCACGGCUGGCAUGCGCCUGCUCAACAUCACCAACCAGCAGGCUUCUGACGCCGUCCUCAGCGCCGUGGCGGCCACGCUGAAGUCAUACCCCUUCGAUUUCCGGGGGGCAAAGAUCCUGUCAGGGGAGGACGAAGGGGUCUUCGGUUGGGUCACCGCAAACUACCUCCUGGAGAACUUCAUCAAGCGUGGGUGGCUCGGGGAAUGGAUCCAGCCCCAGAAGAAGACACUGGGGGCCAUGGACUUUGGUGGUGCUUCCACACAGAUCACCUUUGAAACCAAGGACACCAUUGAAGACCCCAGAAAUGAGGUGAUGCUGAAGCUGUAUGGCCAGGUGUACAAAGUGUACACCCACAGCUUCCUCUGUUAUGGAAGGGACCAGGUCCUCAAGAGGCUGCUCUCAAGGCUCCUCCAGGCUGAGAGCUACCGAGCAACUGUCUCCUAUUCCUGCUGGCCCACGGGCUACAACAAGAGCCUAUUGCUGAGCAGUGUCUACAACAGCCCCUGCACAGAGAAGGAGAGGCCCAGCCUUGCCCUCAAUACCACCAUCACUGUGGUUGGUACCGGGAAUGGGAACCUCUGCGCUCUGCACGUCAGCAAGCUCUUCGACUUCACCACCUGCUCCUUCUCCCACUGCUCCUUCGAUGGCAUUUUCCAGCCGGAGGUUUCAGGAAAUUUCAUCGCCUUCUCUGCCUUCUUCUACACGGUUGACUUCAUCCAGACAGUUAUGGGGAGACCCAUACACUUGCCCAGCGACCUGAGGGAUGCUGCUGAGACCAUCUGUGCUACCAGCUGGAGCGAGCUGCUCCAGAAAGCCCCCAUGCUGGAGAAGAGGCUGCCGGAUUACUGUGCUGUCAGCACGUUUGUUUAUUUGCUCACCACCAAAGGCUACAACUUCAACAACCAUUCCUUCCCCAACAUUGCCUUCCAGAAGAAGGCAGCAGAAACCUCCAUUGGCUGGGCCCUGGGCUACAUGCUGAACCUCACCAACAUGAUCCCAGCAGAGAAGCCCUCUUCCCACAAAAGCAUGAUGUACAACUACUGGGUCAUCCUCAUCCUGCUCUUUGUGAUCACCACCCUGACAUCUCUGGUGACUGCCGUCUGCCUGCUCCGGCGCAGCAAGUCCAGCACAAUCUAAUGGCAGAGCCAGGGAGAACCUCGUCUGCAGGACCCAGCUCCUCCCUCCUGUUGGAGCCUCCAUAGCCUGAACACCGGGGAUGCAGCAAGUGCUCACAGCUGUUGUCCUUCUCCAGUACCCUACACUGCCUGUCCCUGAAGGGAAGCUAUCCAUUUCUGCCCUCCCCUUGUUUCAAGCUGCAUAAAGGGGGACAGAAGAGGACUGCUGGCCCUGCAGGAGGAUGGGUUAAGGGUUUCCCAGUGCUACUCAGGGAUGGACCCCAAAGCAGGCUCGGGAUCUGGAUUUUCAGACUUGGGGCAUCUUUCUGUCACUAGGCCUGAGCUGGACUGGACCAUUAAAUCCAGACAACAACGUGAUUUAUUCUCAAGUCCACAAAGUGUAAUUGAGGUACCAACAAGGAGAGGUGCUGUGCUGGACCUUGUCCUCACCAAGAAGGAGGGGCUGGUGAGGGAUGCUAGGCUCAAGGGCAGCCUUGGUUGUAGCGACCAUUAAAUGGUGGAGUUCAAGAGCUUUAGGGCAGCCAGGAGGGCUCACAGUAAGCUUACUGCCCUUGACUUCAGGUGGGGAGAUAGCCUCUUCAGGGAUCUCCUCAAGAGAGUGUCCUGGGAUAACAUCACAGAAUCAUCAAGAUUGGAAAAGACCUUCAAGAUAAUAAGGUCCAACCAUCCCACUAAACCAUCUCCCUCAGCACCACGUCCACCUGUUUUUUGAACAUCUCCAGGGAUGGUGCCUCCACCACCACCCUGAGCAGCUUGUUCCAAGGCCUCACCACUCUUUUUGUGAAGAAAUUUUUCCUAAUAUCCAAUCUGAACCUCCCCUGGCACAGCUUCACCCCAUUUCCUCUUGUCCCAUCACUGGUCACCAGGGAGAAGAGCCCAACACCCACCUCACUACAACCUCGUCUCAGGUAGUUAUAGCCAGCAAUGAGGUCUCCCCUCAGCCUCCUCUUCUCCAGGCUGAACAGCCCCAGCUCCCUCAGCCUCUCCUCAUAGAGCUGUUCUCCAGACCCCUCAUCAGCCUUGUUGCCCUUCUCUGCACCCUCUCCAGCACCUCCAUGUUCUUCCUAUCCUGUGGUGCCCAAACCUGCCCCCAGUGCUCAAGGUGCAGCCUCGCCAAGGCAGAGUAGAGGGGCAGGAUCACCCCCCUGGUCCUGCUGGUCACACUAUUCCUGAUGCAGGCCAGGAUGCUCUUGGUCUUCUUGGCCACCUGGGCACAUCCUGGAGGGGCCUUUGAAAGCUGGCUGAUAUUUAUGUGAUUUAAGGUGAUUUAAGAAUCACCUUCUCCAGGCCCAAGAGCAAUGCAGCCCAACUAAGAGGAAAUCAGGUAAAAACUCCAGGAGGCCAGUGUGGAUGAGCAAGCAGCUCCUAGAAAAGCUCAAACAUAAGAAGGAAGCAUAGAGAGCGUGGAAGCUCGGGCAGGUACCAUGAGAGGACUAUAGAGAGGUUGUCCAAGCAGUUAGGUCAGGAGAGCCAAAUCCCAGAUGGAAUUAAAUCUCACCAGGGAUGUAAAGAGCAAUAAGAAAUACCUUCUCUAGGUAUGCUGGGGAUAAAAAGACAACCAAGGAAAAAGUAGUUCUUCUCCUGAAGGAAACAGGAGACCUAGUUAGGCAGGAUAUUGAGAAGGCUGAGGUUCUCAAGGACUUCUUUGCAUCAGACUUCUCUGGCAAGUGAUCCAGCCUCAUCACAAAGGCCACAGCAGCUGAAAGCAGGGACUGGGAGAAUGAAGGACACCCCACUGAAGGAGAAGAGCAGGUUUGGGACCAUCUAAAGAACCCGAAGAUGCACAAGUCUGUGGGACCUGAUGGGGUCCAUCCACAGGUCCUGAGGGAGGUGGUGGAUGAAGUUGCUGAGCCUCUGUCCAUCAUAUCUGAGAGGUCAUGGCUGUCUGGAGAGGUUCCUGCCAAUUGGAAAAAAAGUCCCAUAGCCCCUAUUUUUACAAAGGGGAAGAAGGAAGACCCAGGGAACUACAGACCAGUCAGUCUCACCUCUGUGCCCAGCAAGAUCAUGGAACAGAUCCUCUUGGAGUAUGUGCAAAGGCACAUGGAAAACAAGGAUUUGAUUAGUGACAGCCAACAUGGCUUCAAUAAGGGCAAGUCAUGCCUGACCAGUUGGGUGGCCUCCUAUGACAGGCUACAGAGAUGGCGGAUAAUGGCAGAGCAACUGACAUCUUCUACCUGGCUCUGUGCAAGGCAUUUGACACUGUCCCACAUGA